This is a messenger RNA of Chiloscyllium plagiosum (whitespotted bambooshark), 3662 nucleotides long. RefSeq names its product dual specificity testis-specific protein kinase 1. Gene Ontology annotation, cellular component: nucleus; cytoplasm. Lineage: Eukaryota; Metazoa; Chordata; Chondrichthyes; Orectolobiformes; Hemiscylliidae. Gene Ontology annotation, molecular function: ATP binding; protein serine/threonine kinase activity. Gene Ontology annotation, biological process: actin cytoskeleton organization; positive regulation of stress fiber assembly; protein phosphorylation. The record is from RefSeq and is a predicted model, not a curated record.
CUUGAUUGCCAGUCAAUGUAUACAGCCCGCAGGCGGCGCCUGGUCCCUGCCUCCCUGUGAGCGGGUGGAGAAUGAGGAAGGCUUUAGUAGGGCGGGGGCAUUUCAGCAGCGCCGCCUUCCACCCAACCUCCGUGCCUUCCACAUAUGGGAACGCGGAGUGUCAGCAGAACACAAGCGCACAGUGUGUGGGAGAGAGAGAGAGAGAGAGACAACGUUCCGGAAUAACACCCACACUGAGGUGUGCAAACCCAGCAAUCACUCCCGGAGCAGCAGCAAUCCGGAGCAGGAUCCCAACUCGAGCUCGCUGCUUGCCAGCUGUUGUAAUAAACUGUGCCAACACCCGGAGCGGCUGCAAAAACAAAACAAAAACCUGAAAAAAAGGAGCGGUAGCGCCGACAUCGUCAUUCCCGACGGGAAUCGGGAUCGGAGCUGGAGCAGGGAGCAAGCGAGGAUUAGAUCAGCAGUGGUAUUACAGAGAGACCAGGAUCAAAAUCAGGAAUAGGUUUAAACCUGGAGCACGAUUGGAAGGGAAACCAGGAACGGAUCUGGAGUAGGAAGUCAGGAUCAGACCAGCAAUUCGAUUAGACCAGGAGAAGGUUUAGAAUAAGAGCAACAUCAGAGGGGAAACCAUGGUCAGAGACCAGCAGUAAGAUUAAACCAGGAGGAAAGUGUGAGGGGGAAUUAGGAUUAGACCAGAAACAGAGUUAGAUCAGGAUUAUACCAGGAGCAGCAUCAGAAAGGAAACUGACAGUUUACCUAGAACUGGAUGAAAGAGGAACCAGGACCAAACUUGGAGCAGGGUUUGGGGAGGACUGGGAUCAGGGUAAAGUUUGUUUGGGAUUGCCUUUGGUAAAUCAAAUACUGGUUUAGUGUUUUACUUAGGAUUUCUCCCGAGGGAAGUACACUUGUCUGGUGAAAGGGUUGCCAAAGUCCUAACAUGGGGUCGUAUGCUGAUGAAUUGGCUGAUAAUCAAUAAGUUGGUCUCUGGUUAUUACCUGAUGAAUUAUCACUUUCUCGACCUAACACUGUUGGAUUAUCCAUUCAUUGGAGCCAGAUUACCAAUAGAUCAGGAUUUGAUUAUUUCCUGAUUGAUCAUCAAUGAUUUUGACUUUCUGGAUUAACAAAACUGGAUUAUCAACUGAUUGUUACUGGAUUAUUACUUCACUGGAACCAGAUCACUGACUGACUCAUAAAUCAGAAGUUACUUAUUGUCAUAUUAUCAAUUGACUGUCAAGAUAUCAUUGAUUUCUCCUCCAUUGCUAAUCCAAGCCAGUGCUGCAUUAUUAAUUAGAUCUGAUCACUUCUGAUUGAUCAAUUUGAAAUCACCUGCAUGUGGACCCAUCUCUGAUUCUGGUGAUUUGAAGACCUGCUUAUAAAUCCUGGAAAUCUUCCCCCUGUCCUCCUCAUUCUAUCAUUAAGAGGUUCUUGAUUUGGGAAAGAUGUGAAUUGGAUUUCAGGAGUGGGGGGGAGGGGGGUGUGAGGGGAGAUGUCGAGAGAAUCGGCACUCAGAUUGGACCUGUCCAGUGAUGUAUUGAUACCUGACCCUGGGCCAUAUUCUGCUCCGGUGCUGGGCACGAUACCUGGGUGCAGCCAUCUCCGCCCCUCUUCCUACAGAGCGCUGCGUAGUGCAGUCUCCACUUUGACCAGGAUUGAUGACUUCCACUGUGAGAAAAUUGGGUCAGGAUUCUUUUCUGAGGUGUUCAAGGUGCGACACCGGAUAUCUGGGCAAGUGAUGGUUCUCAAGAUGAACAAGCUGCCGAGCAACCGUGCCAACAUGCUUCGCGAAGUGCAGCUGAUGAAUCGGCUCUCACACCCCAACAUUCUGCGGUUCAUGGGUGUCUGUGUUCAUGAAGGCCAAUUACAUGCUCUGACAGAGUACAUUAAUGGAGGGAGCCUCGAGCAAGUGCUAAGCAGCAAUGAGUAUUUGUCUUGGUUGGUGAGGAUUAAGCUGGCUUUGGACAUUGCAAAAGGCCUGUGCUACCUGCACUCCAAGGGAAUCUUUCAUCGUGAUUUGACAUCGAAGAAUUGCCUGGUGAAGCAUGAAGGGAAAUCAUACACGGCUGUGGUGGGAGACUUUGGCCUUUCAGAAAAAAUCCCAAAUUAUAGUGGUGAUGGGGAGAAGGAGCGCUUGGCUGUGGUUGGAUCACCCUACUGGAUGGCACCUGAGGUCCUGAGAGGAGAGCUAUAUGAUGAGAAGACGGAUAUCUUCGCUUAUGGCAUCAUUUUGUGCGAGAUCAUUGCUCGGAUACCAGCUGAUCCAGAUUAUCUGCCCCGCACUGAGAACUUCGGCCUAGAUGUGAAUACUUUUGAGACAAUGGUGGGAGACUGUCCGCCUCCAUUCUUGAAGCUGGCUAUCCACUGCUGUGUUAUGGAUUCCACUCAGCGCCCAUCCUUUGCAGAGAUUGUCCAGAAGCUGGAGACCAUGCUGGAGCUCUGUAAAAACACAGAUUCACGGCUGGAGAAUGCAGAACAGCACUUCACUGUGGAAGUUUCAACUAUACACAAUGGCAACAACGAGUGUGAAUUGAAUGGAAACGGAGGCCUGGACCGAGCUCUUUCCAACAGCCUGCGGGUUCAAUGCGAGCCCCGUUUGUCCCGGAGCUACUCGGACAUGUUCUCCCGGACGGCCCUCGGGGCCGAGGGCCUAGGCCCGGCCGCUCGGGUCAACCCGUUUUCCGGCCGGGACGACCUGAAAGGCGGCAAGAUCAAACUGUACGACUCGCCGAGCCGCUCGGUCAUCUCGCUUAGCUUUGAGCUGCUGCCGCCGCCUCCGCCGCCGUCCCCCUCGGCGAUGCUGGCCGCCCAGCCGCUCACCCCGGAGCCGCUGAACCCAGCGCGGAGCGGGCUCCCCUGCGGAGCGCCACCCGCCCGUCGGUGCCGCUCACUGCCCGAGCUCCGCGCCCUGGGGGGGCGUGGCCAAGCGGCAUCUGACCUCUCGCCACGGCAGGGUCAGAGGGCAGGGGUCGGCGCCGGCCACAGGGGAGGGAAGGAUCAUGGCGUCGCUGCCGCUGGAGGAAAGACGGAGGAGACCGGAGUAGACUCACGUGGUAGAUCGCCGCCCCCUGAACGCACCGAAGCUCCCCCGCCGCCCAGGACCGCCCGCGCUGGCGGCAGGCCCCAGCGCUCUCCGGAGACCGACGCGGCGUUGGGCGGACAGCGCCGGCGGUCCUACUCGAACAUUCCCCGCUCCGCCGGGCCGGUGGGGGGCGCGCGUGCGCAGCAUCUGCCGGGAAGCGCGCCUGCGCUCCACGUGCCGCAGCCUGUCGACGUGUACGUGACGGAGCCCAAGUGCCGGGAGGCCGACGUGACGGCGCCUGCGCCCUCGUCCCUGUGCCGGCCGGUUGACGUGACUGCGCCGGUCGUCCGGACGCUGUCGCAGGAUGCGCCUGCGCCGAUGCCGGCGGCCGGCCCCUUGUUGGGGAGCGCCGAGCUGCGGCCUGAGCAGGAGCCCGACGAGCGGCUCUCGUGCCCCGGCUGCUGCCUGGGCGGUUUCGCCUUCCCGUUCCCCCCGGUCUGUUUGCGCUCCAACAGCCAGCCGGCCCGAUACCCAGAUCUCAACUGCGAGUCCGACCGCCUGAUCGGUGAGGAGGAGGGUGCGGCGAUGCCGGCGGGCAGGAGUCACCCGGCCUAGGGGUCAGGGGAGGGGACCCUGGGCCCUGGGC